Messenger RNA from Aureobasidium pullulans EXF-150, 1149 nucleotides. Its product is annotated as putative DNA-directed RNA polymerase II. Bases 355 to 855 code for a protein of 166 amino acids. Gene Ontology annotation, molecular function: single-stranded DNA binding; single-stranded RNA binding; translation initiation factor binding. The transcript is spliced from 3 exons. The record is from RefSeq and is a predicted model, not a curated record. Lineage: Eukaryota; Fungi; Ascomycota; Dothideomycetes; Dothideales; Saccotheciaceae. Gene Ontology annotation, biological process: positive regulation of translational initiation; positive regulation of nuclear-transcribed mRNA poly(A) tail shortening; transcription initiation at RNA polymerase II promoter. Gene Ontology annotation, cellular component: P-body; RNA polymerase II, core complex.
CUCGCCGCCUUUGCCAUUUGCGCGCGCACCGGACGGUCUCAAUUCAGCAACGUCCUUUUCUUCUAUCACGGUCAUUCUCGCAGGGAAAGAGCAAGGAACUUUUGGGGGAGCGCGCGCGUCUAUUCGGAUCUACCUUCCUCAGUAAAAGCGCCAUUAGCUUGGUCGGCUUUCACAUCUUGUCGCCAGUCGUCGCAGCAUUCACAUCAUCGACAAGUAUUGCGAGGGUGAAUAGACCAGCUUCACUCCGACACGCAACUUCAUAUAUACCUCUCCGCGCAACACUACAACCUCUCCCUCCGCUCUACGCGCAUACACACCUCUCAACACACCGUCGCCAUGUUCUUCCUCCACGAAAUGGAACGAGUGGUAAACCUCCACCCCUCCUACUUCGACAAAGACACACACAAAUACAUCACCGACACACUCUACCAAGACGUCGAAGGCACAAACACCGGAAACUUCUACAUCGUCUGUGUGGUGUCCGUGUUGGAUAUCUCCGAACCUCGCGUUCUGCCAGGCUCCGGAUUCGCAGAAUUCACCAUCAUGUUCCAAGCGGUGGUUUGGAGACCUUUCAAGGGUGAGGUCUGUGAUGGUAUGGUGAGCAGUGUGGUUAGCAAUGGCUUCUUUGUUGAUGUGGGGCCGUUGAAUAUUUUUGUUUCGAAAGCUAUGAUUCCCAGCGACAUCAAGUUCGACGGUAAUGCGACGCCGCCGCAAUUCACCGAUAACGCAGAUCAAGUCAUUGAGAGGGGCACUCACAUCCGUGUCAAGAUCAAGGGUAUCAGAGGUGAGGUUGGUCAGAUGUACGCCAUUGCUACCAUCAAGGAGGAUUACCUUGGCCCCCUCCUCGAAACUUGAGAGCCGCCUCACCAGAAUACACCGGCUACGAAACAUCACGAAUCGCAAGAGAAAAACAAACAAGAUGCCAUGCAAUGCAAGGGAGGUGCUAUAGAAGAAGGUCAAAAUGUGUUACACUUCAGGGAUAGGAAAGCUCAAAGGCAGCACUAAAGGUGGCUGUUCAAAGUUCUCCAUUAUAUCAGGUCUUCCAGCAGCGAGCGAGCAAGAAAGACCGAAAGCGAGAGACAAAAGUGGAAGAAGCACAAAAAGACAACGCCUUUGAUAUCCCUUGAUAUAGUAGUAGAAAACACCCCC